Molecule: messenger RNA, 3420 nt
Organism: Sander lucioperca (pikeperch)
Lineage: Eukaryota; Metazoa; Chordata; Actinopteri; Perciformes; Percidae
Gene: mapk14b
Product: mitogen-activated protein kinase 14b
Exons: 12
Coding region: 363-1448 (361 amino acids)
Biological process (GO): intracellular signal transduction; protein phosphorylation
Cellular component (GO): cytoplasm; nucleus
Molecular function (GO): MAP kinase activity; ATP binding
Source: RefSeq, a predicted model, not a curated record
GAAGGGACGUACGCGUUCACGUUUCCGCGCGCCCGGCAGCAAAGCGAGACAUUAGCGAGACCAGCACAGAACAGUGCGAAAAAUUCAGCGAAAGCUAGUCCAGACAGAGCUUCCUCCUGACUCGAGCGCGUUUUGUGGAGGAAGUUGUCUCCAAGCGCACCGACGUGCACGGAGAGGUGGUGAUUUUUUUUGCACAAUUGCACCGAAUUUGCACGACUGGGCGGCUGAAGUUUGAGUGAUUGAGGACUUUUUCCGUUUUUGGUUUAGGGAGCAGCACGUCGUGCCACACGGGGAGGAGAGGAGAGAGGGCAGAAGUUUCCGCUGGUUUGUUUUGUCGCUGCGCGGCUGGUAAAUCCGCAGGAAUGUCGCAGAAGGAGAGACCCACUUUCUACCGACAGGAGCUCAACAAAACCGUGUGGGAGGUCCCGGAGCGGUACCAGAACUUGUCUCCCGUCGGCUCCGGUGCUUACGGAUCCGUAUGUUCGGUGUAUGACGUGAAGACAGGCCUGAAGAUAGCAGUUAAGAAGUUGUCCAGACCCUUCCAGUCCAUCAUCCACGCAAAGAGAACCUACAGAGAGCUGCGGCUGCUCAAACACAUGAAGCACGAGAAUGUGAUUGGUCUAUUAGACGUUUUCACACCAGCAACAAGCUUAGAGGAGUUCAAUGAUGUGUACUUGGUGACCCACCUAAUGGGUGCAGACCUCAACAACAUUGUUAAGUGUCAAAAGCUGACUGAUGACCACGUCCAGUUCCUCAUCUACCAGAUUCUCAGAGGCUUAAAGUACAUCCAUUCUGCAGAUAUCAUCCACAGAGACUUGAAGCCCAGUAAUCUGGCUGUGAAUGAAGACUGUGAGCUCAAGAUCCUGGAUUUUGGUUUGGCACGGCACACAGAUGAUGAGAUGACGGGCUACGUAGCCACGCGGUGGUACCGAGCCCCAGAGAUCAUGCUCAACUGGAUGCACUACAACAUGACAGUGGAUAUCUGGUCGGUGGGCUGCAUCAUGGCUGAACUACUUACUGGACAGACGCUCUUCCCUGGCACAGACCACAUUGAUCAGUUGAAGCUUAUAAUGAUGCUCGUCGGAACCCCAGGGCCUGAGCUCUUGAUGAAAAUCUCUUCGGAGUCUGCGAGGAACUACAUUAACUCACUUCCCCACAUGCCCAAGAGGAACUUUGCUGAUGUGUUUAUUGGUGCCAACCCUCUUGCGGUGGACUUGCUGGAGAAAAUGCUGGUGCUGGACACAGACAAACGGAUCACGGCAUCUGAAGCUCUGGCCCACCCCUACUUUGCCCAGUACCACGAUCCAGACGACGAGCCCGAAGCGGAGCCUUACGACCAGAGCUUUGAAAGCCGCGAGCUGGAAAUUGAGGAAUGGAAGAGGUUAACCUAUGAGGAGGUAGUAAGUUUCGAGCCGCCGUCGUUUGAUGGAGACGAGAUGGAAUCCUGAGGAGGAGGCAUCUUUUCUUCCAUCUUUUUGUUUUCCAAGAAACACUCUUUAAGGACUAUCAGUCUCUUGUGACUAUCCACCACUUUCUAAACACACACACACACACACACACACACACACACACACACAAAACCAUGACAUUCAAGUGCCUGCCAUCAUUCAUCUCCGGGCGACGUUGUUUAAUCAGGGAUAAGACUUGACAUCCUGUUCCUUCUGUCCCCCACUUUGCUGUUUUUAUUACUAUAUGUAUCCCAAGGCACCAAGGUAGACUUUAAAUUGUCCUUAUAUUUUUAGUGAGUUUCUAACUGCGGUAUGUCUAAAGUUUAUCUUUCCUCCACACAUUAAAAUGAAAUCUUAUUUCAGUCAUCACAUAAAACUGCUUAAAUAUGACAAACAGUAUUUGUACAUAAGUACUUCUCUCAAACCAGUUACCGUAUUUGUGUAAUAGUCAUUAUUGCUGAGUCGCACCUCAGCCGACACCUUUGACAUUAUGAAUUUUCUUACUAGAGUUUAGCCUAAAAUGACAUAAAAAGAUACAGUAUGUGAUUUAAUACAAGUAUGUAUAGGAUAGGAUAGAAUAUAAAAUAUUUAACUCUACAAAUUCAAGGCUUCAUAUUUCGUAUUUUUGGAUUUGAAGGCUUACAGUGUCCCUUUUUUAACCAAAAUAUGAGUAUGGAGACUCAGCUUAUGUAUCCAUUUCACCUGCUGAACAUUAGUUUCUACUCUUUUCUCCAUAUCAAUUAUUCUUUUAGCAUUUCCGUUCUAUUGUUUCAGAAGAAUGUUACAGUCCCCAUUAUCACAAUCUACACUUUUGCAUGAUAAAGCCAGAUGUGGCUUAUUUGUUUAUUGAAAUGUGAUGUUUCCCACCAUAACACCAACUGACAAUGUACUUUAAUCAUUGCAUUUAUAAAAGCACAGUUCUAUUAAUGUUUAUUGAAUGUUGGGGACACCAGUCUGUCCUGUAUUUAUGAUCUUUUGUUAUGUUGUUUGUAUAUCGAUGUAAAAGAGAAUAUUAUUUGUCAGAAUUUAAGGUUCUUUUUAUUAUUUAUGGAAAGCAUACUGUAUCAGAAACCAAAUGCAUCGUCCGUAAUCUCAAAUGUCUGUUUAGCCGCAGUGACUGCAGUUACAGCUUGUGUAUCAGAGCCAACAUUAUUAAAGUGUUGCGGACAACCAUAUAGUUUUCAUCAGUUUGAUCAACUGCUUAUUUUUGGAGUUGUUUCAUUUCAUUUUUUUCUUUAGUUUUAAGCCAUUCUUAAGCAUUUCUUUUUUAUUUUCCAUGAGGUACUGCCCUCCAAAAGUGUCCUAAUUCUUAAAAGAAAUUCAACAAAAAACAUCUAAGCAAAAAUAUGUAUUACAACUAUGUCCACAUUUUGUAUUGACAUACAAACCACUAAACCGUAGUCUCCUAGUUCUGAAGUGUACUACAAACAUUUAUUGAAACAAAUUUUGAACUAUUUUAGGAGUCAAAUUACCUUGUGACAUACAAGCUGUAACCACAGUUCCUCUGGCUAAUGUCAAACAUCAGUGUCUUCACAAUUUCAUUUGCAGCAGCUAGUUUUCACGUAGUGCUUUUUCUAAUGUAUUAUUUUUUCCUUUUUGUGUUAAAUCAAGAUUGGAUGUUAUUCUGUGAUUCUUUUAAUAUUGAUUUUUUUUUUUUUUGCGUAAUGCUAGAACUGUACUUAUUCAUUUGAAUAAUUUAGCAGGGCACAUGUUUGUGGAAAAGAGUGUAAGUUUACUCACUGGAUGCUGAAGGGCAAUGCUGAAGCUUCAUUCUUUGUAGUUUUAAAACAACGGCAUACAUUAGAUAGGAUAUUUAUCUUUUUUCCAUAUCCAAAUGUCAGUAGUUAAUUUGGUUAUGAUGAUGAUGGUGUUCAUAUCUUUUUACUAUGUGCUUUUAUCACAUGUACCAAGACAGCACGCCACUUGUAAAUACCACCAUUAGAAAAUAAAGGCUACUAUUUUUCAAACCUGU